AUGACUGAGAAGACCACGGUGCGGCCGCUUCGGAGCUCGGUGAUUCCGAAGACGGCCUCAGUGCUGCUGGAUUUCUUCAUCAAGCGCGAGAGCAAGGUGUCGCUGAUGCGCGAUCCGCUGUCGCACUUCUGCCAGGAAGAGGUGGUGCUCCACGCACAAGAAUUCCUCGUCAAGCUCAGCAAGCAGGUCAUCACGUACCAGGACGUCCGCGAUAUGGUUGACAAUUUGAUGAAUCCACCUAAACCUCUUCCGUUCGCCGUGUAUAUUCCACGGGUGCGUGACUUUCAGAACAUGAAGAUGCUCGGGGCUGGCGGCUUUGGGGCGGUGUACCUGGCCAACUACCGCCCGGCCAACUUCGUGGCGACGGUGAAGCUGGUGAACAUGGACCGGUUCAGUCGGCACAAGCAGGCCGCUAUGGACAAAGUCGUCGCAUCCGUCAUCAGGAACCCGUUUCUCGUCAAGUACUACUGCUGCUUCUGCGUGAAGGAGGCGUACGUGACCAUCAUGGAGUACAUCGCUGGCCUAGACCUGAUGCGUGUGGUGACCAAGGAGGAGUACUUGGAUGUGGAUGCGGUGCGUGUCAUCAUGGCGCAACUGAUCCUCGCGUUGGAGCACAUGCACUUGCGCGGAUUUCUCCACCGGGAUAUCAAGGUGUCCAACAUGCUCAUUUUGCCAGGCGGGCGAGUGAAAGUCAUCGACUUCGACACAGCUAAGGUCUGCAAUGGUCACUUCGCCAAGUGCUUCCUGAGGGGCUACUUUCGAAGAACUGCUUUCGAAUUCUACGAUCUCGAGUCUGCCGGCACCAUACCGUACAUGGCUCCGGAAAUUCUCAAAAGGAGACCUUAUGGCCGCGCUGCAGACUGGUGGUCGGCGGGCAUCGUCAUGUACAAGCUCACUACGGGCCGGGUGCCAUUCCGAGGAAAGUCGAAGCAGUUGCUCCGUGAACGCAUCAUUGCGUCGCCGCUAAAGUGGCCACGGCCUGAGGACCAUCCGAACUCGGCGACCACGCCGUCCAAGGACCUGACGUACCGGAUGCUCAAGAAGAACCCCAUGGAACGCCUCGGCUCGCGCAACUACAUUGACUUGAAGACGCACAUAUUUUUCGACCAGUUCAACUGGCAGAGACUGUACAGCAAGACUGAAUUGUGCAACAUACCGAGCAUCACCGAAAUUAUGAACAGCGACGCCGAGAAAGACCGCAAGACGGGGGACCCCGAGGACAAGCGAAAGCACCAGCAGAUCGAGGAGAUGACCGACGUCAGCGCCGAAAGCCAAAAGCCGUUGCUUUGCUACGCUUCGUCAAGUUUCAAGAAACUCAUGCUCAAGGUAAAGUCAAGCAGGACGCCUAUCAAGGUAUCCGAAGCUUUCAUGGAGUCUAGCGGGGAGAACUCCGCUGCCAUAGACUAUCGUGCGGGCUCUUCGACGUCCACGAGUCGACCCGCAAAGCAGUAAGUGCCCACACGAAACACCCCAAACGUAGCGAGGAACAGUGGGUGGCGACACUGCACAGAUCCAGGCCCGAUAUCCAGGAGGUGAUCCUUGGGUGGGCUGAGAGGGUUGCGGAGGACUAUCGUGUGUGGCACCCUCCCUCCCUCAAUACCUGUAGCCGUUUCCUUCAAAAGCGAAAAUAAAGUUUUC
Molecule: messenger RNA, 1638 nt
Organism: Dermacentor andersoni
Lineage: Eukaryota; Metazoa; Arthropoda; Arachnida; Ixodida; Ixodidae
Source: RefSeq, a predicted model, not a curated record